Elgaria multicarinata webbii is the source of this 2699-nucleotide messenger RNA. It is a transcript of the gene PKM, whose product is annotated as pyruvate kinase M1/2. The transcript is spliced from 11 exons. Gene Ontology annotation, biological process: cellular response to insulin stimulus; glycolytic process. Bases 105 to 1688 code for a protein of 527 amino acids. Lineage: Eukaryota; Metazoa; Chordata; Lepidosauria; Squamata; Anguidae. Gene Ontology annotation, cellular component: cytoplasm. Gene Ontology annotation, molecular function: magnesium ion binding; pyruvate kinase activity; potassium ion binding. The record is from RefSeq and is a predicted model, not a curated record.
AACCACCUUGAUGCCGUGCCGGGUAGAGCGGCGCCUCAGAGAGGUGGAGACUCUCCGAAGGGACUGACGAUCAUUUGCCGGGCAGAUACCGACUCUCAGCAGCUAUGUCUAAACAUCAUGAUGCUUUCAUCCAGACCCAGCAGUUGCAUGCUGCCAUGGCAGACACAUUCCUGGAACACUUGUGCCGUCUGGACAUUGACUCGCCCCCAAUCACUGCAAGAAACACUGGCAUUAUCUGCACAAUUGGCCCGGCUUCUCGAUCAGUGGAAACGCUGAAAGAAAUGAUUAAAUCUGGCAUGAAUAUUGCCCGUCUCAACUUCUCUCAUGGAACUCACGAGUACCACGCAGGAACAAUCAAGAAUGUACGGGAAGCUACUGAGAGCUUUGCUUCUGAUCCUAUUUCAUAUAGACCUGUUGCUGUUGCAUUGGAUACUAAGGGACCUGAAAUUCGAACUGGACUCAUCAAGGGUAGUGGUACUGCAGAAGUGGAGCUUAAGAAGGGUGCAACUUUGAAAGUGACCCUGGAUGAUGCCUAUAUGGAAAAAUGUGAUGAGAAUAUACUGUGGGUGGACUACAAGAACCUCACCAAAGUUGUGGAUGCUGGCAGCAAAAUCUACGUGGAUGAUGGUCUUAUUUCUCUUCAAGUUAAGGACAAAGGUGCUGACUAUGUCAUCACUGAAGUUGAAAAUGGUGGAAUGUUAGGCAGCAAGAAAGGUGUAAACCUGCCAGGAGCUGCAGUAGACCUUCCAGCUGUUUCUGAAAAGGACAUCCAAGAUCUAAAAUUUGGGGUAGAGCAGGAUGUAGACAUGGUGUUUGCAUCCUUCAUCCGUAAAGCAGAUGAUGUUCAUGCUGUCAGGAAGGUGCUGGGUGAAAAAGGAAAGAACAUCAAGAUUAUUAGCAAGAUUGAAAACCACGAGGGAGUGCGCAGAUUUGAUGAGAUUAUGGAAGCUAGUGAUGGUAUCAUGGUGGCUCGUGGUGACCUUGGUAUUGAGAUUCCGGGUGAAAAAGUUUUCCUUGCCCAGAAAAUGAUGAUUGGUCGAUGCAACAAGGCUGGCAAGCCAAUCACCUGUGCAACUCAGAUGUUGGAGAGUAUGAUCAAGAAGCCACGUCCAACACGCGCAGAGGGGAGUGAUGUAGCUAACGCUGUCCUGGAUGGAGCUGACUGUAUCAUGCUCUCUGGAGAGACUGCCAAAGGAGACUACCCUCUGGAGGCUGUCCGAAUGCAGCAUCUUAUUGCUCGCGAAGCAGAGGCAGCCAUCUUUCACAGGCAAUUGUUUGAAGAGCUUCGACGACUGGCCCCCCUGAACCGGGAUCCUACUGAAGCUGCCGCUGUUGGCGCUGUAGAAGCCUCCUUCAAGUGCUGCAGUGGGGCCAUUAUCGUACUCACCAAAUCUGGAAGAUCUGCUCAUCUGGUGUCAAGGUACCGCCCACGUGCUCCCAUCAUUGCUGUGACCCGUAAUGCUCAGGCGGCACGCCAGGCCCAUCUCUAUCGUGGUAUCUUCCCUGUGCUGUGCAAGACACCAACCCAUGAUGCCUGGGCUGAAGAUGUUGACCUCCGAGUCAAUUUGGGCAUGGAUGUUGGUAAAGCUCGUGGAUUUUUCAAGACCGGUGAUCUGGUCAUAGUACUUACAGGAUGGCGUCCUGGGUCCGGUUAUACCAAUACCAUGCGUGUGGUGCCAGUUCCAUAAAAAGAAACCCAGCAACCUCGUCCCUCUCCUCCUGUCUCACCACCUUCCCUUUGCAUUAGACCAGCAAUUGCUUGCAAUAUUGUCCUUGUCUGUAGAGUGGAUAGAGGCUGCCAAUAACUACCACGUGCAGUAACUGAGGGAAGAGAGACUAAGUCUAGAAAUACUUGAAAUAGUUCUCUGAUAAGCAGAACCUCUCCCAUUUCCUUCCCUGCCCAGGCUAUCCUGCCUUAUUUGUUGGGAGCCAGCAUAAGAUUGUCUAGCAUGGCAACUUGGGCUGCCUGUUGUUUCUGCUGUAGUUCUCUAUAGUGUAGAGAAGCAAGGGGGCCCUUGACAUUGUCUGACUGGUAGGACGUUUUAUGCAAUGGCUUGAUGUCACUCCUGCCAUAUUCCCUUCUCCUACCCAAAGUCUUUUCUGUAGGUCUGUACUGUCAGGUCUCCACCCACACACUCCAGUUAGGAGCUAGAUUAGACCAUAGCUCUCUAGGUCUCCCAGCAUUUCAUGAGUCUUGCUGUGUUCCUGGUAAUCGGGGGUUCUUGGUACACUGUAACCUAAACUUCACGACACAAUCACUUAGACAUCUAAAAAUACACUCCAAUAGGUGGUGAUAGAAGGCAACACAUGCUUCUCCUUUUGAAGUUUCAGAAAACCAUUUCUUAAACUUGUUCUGUACCUCAUGGCCAAUACAGUUAGAAGACCGUAAUCUGUGCUUUGGCUGCAAGAAUCUAUUCCAGGUUCAGAUUGCUUCAGGUUUAAUAUCAUGGAAAGAAUGAAACGAGGAACUUACAGGGCUGAGCUGUGCAGUUAAAAUCGUUCCAACUGAUGCACUCCCCACAUCUCAAGCUGCUACGAGUUGCUAAUGCGCCUGUUACAGUGUUGUGUUUUGUGUUUGAGUUGAGUCAUGUUUCCUGAGAGCACUAUCCUCUGUAGAUCUGGACAAGUGACCUACUGUAACAGGUGUAUCAGGUUGCAGAGUAGAACUUUGUACAUCAAUAAAACAGAGCUCACACACC